Molecule: messenger RNA, 973 nt
Organism: Ricinus communis (castor bean)
Lineage: Eukaryota; Viridiplantae; Streptophyta; Magnoliopsida; Malpighiales; Euphorbiaceae
Product: dirigent protein 4
Exons: 1
Coding region: 190-756 (188 amino acids)
Source: RefSeq, a predicted model, not a curated record
AUGUCAAAUUAAUAAGUUACAUUCUUAAUUAUAGGCUGUCUCAAAAAGAAAAAUAGAAAAAAGAAAACGGUCUUUGAUUAUAGGAAUGAAUAGAGAAUUAAGUUACAAGAAUCAAGAACAUAUAUAAAAUGAUCCAAUCUAUUAGAAAUUAAAAACAAGAAGGUCAGAAAGAAACAGAAUCAAGAAAAGAUGAAAGGAAAGAUCUCCAUUGUGUUGGCUAUGAUCCUUUGUGUUAUGAAUGCAAAUAUUGCACAAUGUCAAUACUACUCGCAGACCAAACCUGCUGCCCAAAUGAAAGAUAAAAUGACUCAACUCCAUUUCUUCCUUCAUGAUAUCCCAAGUAGCCAAAACCCAUCAGUUGUUCAGAUAGCUCAAGCCAAUCUGACUAACAAAAGCAACUCAAUUGUCCCAUUUGGCAGCCUUUUUGCUGUUAACGAUGCAAUGAGGUUAGGAAUGGAAGCAACUUCACAGCUUGUAGGACAUGCUAAAGGAAUGUAUGUGGCAGCAAGUCAAGAAGAUGAAAUGGCAUUAGUUGUGUACAUGGAUUUUGGGUUCACAACAGGCAAGUUCAAUGGAAGUUCUUUUGUUGUGUUUUCAAAGAAUCCUGUUUUACAGACGGAACGUGAGCUUGCUGUUGUUGGUGGGACAGGGCAGUUUAGAAUGGCUAGAGGUUUUGCCAAGCUUCAUACUCGUUCGUUUGAUCUUGCUAAUGGUAAUGCCAUUGUUGAGUAUAAUGUCACCUUGUUUCAUUACUAAUUAUAUUAAGGCAGGGCUGUUUUUCCAGUUAUAUCAGCCAAUGUGAACUAUAAGUAUCAUUCAUGUCUUGUAUAAUUUUAUGUAUAUUGCUGGGUUUAAUUAUAACAUCAGCAAAGCAAGAUCUUCUGCAUCCCUGUUGCUUCUUUUUCUUUUUUCUCAAGGAUCCUGUCAGGUUGUUUUAUGAAACUUGUCAUAGUAAAGUAAAAUCUUCUGCAUC